UAGUAGUAAUGAUUUUGAUUAUAAUUUUCUGUCUCUUUGAUAUUUACUUCCACAGAACAUCAGCAGAAGGAAGUGAAGAGUCCUCAAGGAGCUUUUUUGGAUUUCUUCGAAGGAAAUGCUCAUCAGAAACUCUAAGCCAGGAGGGCUUCUUCUCCUUAAUGCAACCAAUUUGGCUGAGGGAUAUGUACAGACCUCUCAAAGCCACAAGCAAGAAAAACAUGGUCCAGAAGUUACAUGACAAGAACUCUUCUGAUGACAAAGAGAUUUUCCAAAAGAAGCGAAAAGAGUAA
Molecule: messenger RNA, 290 nt
Organism: Perognathus longimembris pacificus (Pacific pocket mouse)
Lineage: Eukaryota; Metazoa; Chordata; Mammalia; Rodentia; Heteromyidae
Product: leucine-rich repeat-containing protein 37A2-like
Exons: 4
Coding region: 9-290 (93 amino acids)
Source: RefSeq, a predicted model, not a curated record